This is a messenger RNA of Carassius gibelio (silver crucian carp), 2119 nucleotides long. Its product is annotated as NLR family CARD domain-containing protein 3-like. The record is from RefSeq and is a predicted model, not a curated record. The coding region runs from base 32 to 2080 and encodes 682 amino acids. Gene Ontology annotation, molecular function: protein binding. NCBI's taxonomy places the organism in Eukaryota, Metazoa, Chordata, Actinopteri, Cypriniformes, Cyprinidae. The transcript has 3 exons.
GUCCAGCUGUGUGUCUGUGAGUGAUGCGUCUAUGAAAGAGUCAUUAUAUUAUAAGAGUGAAGAUACAAAGACUGAUCUCAGGCAUGAAGUCCUCAACAGGUUUAGAUCAAAUCUGCUGAAGAAGUUUGAGCGUCUGUAUGAGGGAACAGAGACACAGAGAAACCCAACACUCCUGAAUGAGAUCUACACAGAGCUCUACAUCACAGAGAGUGAGAGUGGAGAGAUCAGUAAUGAACAUGAGGUGAGACAGAUUGAGACACAAUCCAGGAGAGCAGCAACCGAGGACACAGCCAUCAAAUGCAGUGACAUCUUUAGACCUUUACCUGGACAAGACAAAGCCAUCAGAACUGUGCUGACAAAGGGAGUCGCUGGCAUUGGAAAAACAGUCUCUGUGCAGAAGUUGAUCCUGGACUGGGCUGAAGGGAAAGAGAAUCAGGACGUCCAGCUCAUAUUUCCACUUCCUUUCAGAGAAAUCAACCUGAUGCAGGACAAAACACUCAGUCUUUCAGAUCUUCUUCAUGCCUUUCUCCCGGAAACUAAAGAAAUGGAAAUAUCCAGUGUUGAAUAUAAAGUGCUGUUCAUCUUUGAUGGUCUGGAUGAGUGUCGUCUGUCUCUGGACUUUAAGAGUAAAGUGAAACUGUGUAAUAUCUCUGAAUCAGCCUCAGUGGACGAGCUGCUGAUGAACCUCAUUGUGGGGAAUCUGCUUCCCUCUGCUCUCAUCUGGAUCACCUCCAGACCAGCAGCAGCUGAUCUCAUCCCCUCUGAGUGUGUCCAUCGAGUGACAGAGGUACGAGGCUUCAAUCAGCCACAGAAGGAGGAAUACUUCAGGAAGAGAAUCAGUGAUCAGAGUCUGGCCGACAGGAUCAUCUCACACCUGAAGUCAUCAAGGAGCCUCUACAUCAUGUGCCACAUCCCAGUGUUCUGCUGGAUCUCAGCCGCUGUUCUGGAGAAGAUGUUGAGUCGAGGAAAGAGAGGAGAGAUUCCCAAGACUCUCACUCAGAUGUACACACACUUCCUGAUCCUUCAGACCGACAUCAAACAUGAGAAGGACUAUGAGAAGAAGCUGACAGAUGAAGACAUGAUCCUCAAACUGGGGAAAGUGGCUUUUGAGCAGCUUGUGAAAGGAAACCUGAUCUUCUACGAGGAAGACCUGAGAGAGUGUGGCAUUGAUGUGACAGAAGCAUCAGUGUACUCAGGACUGUGCACUCAGAUCUUCAGAGAGGAGUUGGGUUUGUAUCAGGGGAAAGUCUUCUGCUUUGUUCAUCUGAGCAUUCAGGAACAUCUAGCAGCUCUAUAUGUGCACCUCUCCUGGACAAACCACAACAGAAAUGUGUUUGAGCCCAUCAUCAAACUUAAUGCCCAGUCUAAACUUCAGGACAGGAUUCAACUCUUGUUUAAACAUAGUUCAUCAGAACAUGUUUCAUUAUCUGAGCUGCAUCAGAGAGCUGUGAAAGAGUCUCUUCAGAGUAAAAAUGGACAUCUGGAUCUUUUCCUGCGGUUCCUUCUGGGUUUGUCAGUGGAGUCUCAUCAGAUUCUCCUUCAACGAAUAAUGAGACUGAAAAGAAGCAGCUCUGACAGAAAUGAGAAAACAGUUGAGUUCAUCAAGAAGAAGAUCAGGACCAUUAAGUCUCCAGAGAAAUCCAUCAAUCUGUUCCACUGUCUGAAUGAACUGGGUGAUCGUUCACUAGUGAAGGAAAUACAACAUUAUCUGAAAUCUGGAAGAAUAAAGGAAACCAAACUCUCUUCAUCUCAGUGGUCAGCUGUAGUUUUUGUGUUGUUGACAUCAGAAGAGGAACUGAAUGAGUUUCGUCUUGAUAAAUUUGUUAAAGGAAAGAAUAAUCCUGAAAAUAUGAAAGUUCUUCAGAAGCUGCUGCCUGUGAUUAAAGAAUCCAGAUCAGUUCAGUUGAGAGAUUGUGACGUCACAGAUGAAGGUUGUUCUGCUCUGACUUCAGCUCUGAGAUCAAACCCCUCACACCUGAGAGAACUGGAUCUGUCUUGGAAUAAAAUAAGAGAUUUGGGAGUGAAGCGUCUCUGUGCUGGACUGGAGGAUCCUCACUGUAAACUGGAGAUACUGCGGUAAGAUUAUAUAUGACACACUGUAAAAUAUUUGUGAAGUGAA